CGACAACUAAUCUUUAAUACAUUGUGUGUUUGGUUUUACUUUAGGUCUUCAUAUACCUUCUCUUCAACAUAGAACUCUUGGUGGUAUUGAUCUGGGCCUGCACGUAGCUGCUGGCGUACUACGCGCUGUUCUGCUGCGGCUUUCGGUUGUCUUUGACGAAGCGACGCGCUUGCUUCUGGAUAAGCUCGGCUGAAGCCACCGCACAGGUCUGGAUGUCCGCCUCAAUAUCUGUGCCUUGUCCGCCCGCAACCUGCGCUUCUCGAAGUAAUGGCCAUUGAGAUACUUCGUCUGAUGCUCGCCCAGCUCCACGUUGACGGCCAGGUGUUUGAGGUACGUCGACGGCUUGAUCGCGGACUCGUCACUCGCGACCCGCUUGGUCUCUCCCUCGAGGAUCGUCACAGUGCACCUCGGGCGCUUGGACGUCGUGUCGCCGACCACCUCGACAACCACAGCGCCGUCACCCACGAUGAACAUGCAGUGUAGCCAGCGUUUCUAAUGUCGCGCUGUGCGCCCGCGGGGUAAUAGUACUACUUGCUCUUCAUGAGCACGAGCACGUCAGUGCCAUCCUUGGCCGUGAGGACGGCCGUCAACGCCUAAGCCACGCUUGAGUAUGCCGCGCAG
Messenger RNA from Phytophthora sojae, 621 nucleotides. RefSeq lists its product as hypothetical. NCBI's taxonomy places the organism in Eukaryota, Oomycota, Peronosporomycetes, Peronosporales, Peronosporaceae. The record is from RefSeq and is a predicted model, not a curated record. The transcript has a single exon. The coding region runs from base 268 to 483 and encodes 71 amino acids.